Molecule: messenger RNA, 2400 nt
Organism: Thalassophryne amazonica
Lineage: Eukaryota; Metazoa; Chordata; Actinopteri; Batrachoidiformes; Batrachoididae
Gene: serinc3
Product: serine incorporator 3
Exons: 10
Coding region: 196-1635 (479 amino acids)
Cellular component (GO): membrane
Source: RefSeq, a predicted model, not a curated record
GCGCAGAGUCUGUCAGUAAAGUUGGGACCUGGUUCGGGAUCAACACACCGGGUGGUACUUACAGUUCCUGCUGGGCUGUGUUUGUGUGACAGCCCACAAGUUUUCUUUCCGUGGAUUUGCGUGUGAGUCCACGCUGGAGCGACGGAGAAGCGAGCGCAGGGAGAAACCGGAUUCACGCGCGUGGACUGUGCAACCAUGGGAACGGUUCUGGGGGUGUUCUCCUUGGCGAGCUGGGUGCCAUGUCUGUGCAGCGGUGCUACAUGUCUGAUGUGCAGCUGCUGUCCAAACAGCCGGAACUCCACAGUGACUCGAAUCAUCUAUGCCUUUAUGCUGCUGCUGGGGACUGUCGUCGCCUGCAUCAUGCUGUCUCCGGGUGUGGACCAGCAGCUCAAAAGGAUUCCAGGCUUCUGUGAGGAUGGAGCCAGGUCCUCUAUCUCUGACCUCAAAGUUGACUUCAACUGUGAAAUGAUUGUGGGCUACAAGGCAGUGUACCGUGUCUGCUUUGGCAUGAGCGUAUGGUUCCUGAUAUUUUCCAUUUUGAUGAUUAAUAUCAAGAACAGCAGAGACCCACGUGCUGCCAUCCACAAUGGGUUUUGGUUCUUUAAAAUUGGUAUCUUGGUGGCAGUUACAGCUGGUGCCUUUUACAUUCCAGAUGGGCCUUUCAAUUAUGCAUGGUUUAUCAUGGGUUGUAGUGGAGCUUUCGCUUUCAUUGUUAUCCAGCUGGUGCUGCUGGUGGACUUUGCUCACUCCUGGAAUGAGUCCUGGGUGGACAGGAUGGAAACCGGCAACUUCAGGUGCUGGUAUGCAGCUUUACUGAUGGUGACAGUCCUGAACUACAGCUUGUCACUAAUUGCUGUUGCGCUGCUCUUCGUCUUCUACACUAAGCCUGAUGGAUGCUUCAUCAACAAGUUCUUCAUCAGUUUCAACAUGCUGUGGUGCAUCGUAGCCUCUGUGAUAUCCGUACAAAGUAAAGUUCAGGAAUACCAGCCUCGGUCAGGUAUUCUACAGUCCUCUGUCAUUACCCUCUACACCAUGUUUCUGACCUGGUCUGCCAUGACCAAUGAGCCAGACCAAACAUGCAACCCCAGUCUGCUGAAUAUCUUUCAUCAGAUUGCUGCUCCCACACUGGUGCCUCUGCAGACAGAGAACCAGACAGCCGUGGUGAUCCUCCGCACAGAGGAGCCCAUCCUAACAUCACCUUACCUGCAGUGGUGGGACGCUCAGAGCAUUGUGGGGCUGGCAGUGUUUGUCCUGUGCAUCCUCUAUUCGAGCAUUCGUUCAUCCAGCACCAGCCAGGUCAACAAGCUGACCAUGGCCUCCAAAGACUCAGUCAUCCUCACCGAGAGCGGCAGCACCAUGGAACUGUCCGAGGAGGUGACGGGACCCAGACGAGUGGAGGACAAUGAACGCGACAUGGUCCAGUACAGCUACUCCUUCUUCCACUUCAUGCUAUUCCUGGCCUCCCUCUACAUCAUGAUGACCCUUACAAACUGGUACAGCCCAGACACAGACUACACUGUAACCAGCAAAUGGCCGGCAGUGUGGGUGAAGAUCACAUCCAGCUGGGUGUGUUUGGCCCUCUACAUUUGGACAUUGGUGGCCCCAAUGAUCCUCACCAACCGUGACUUCAGCUGAUUACAAUCUCUGCAUUACACAACACUUACUACAUUCUUUUUUUUUAAUCAACACUGACCAGAUUGCCUACAUUGUCAAAGGUGACACUUUUUUAUAUUUGGCUGGAGUUUAAUUGUUUUAUACCUUUUGUUAAUUACUAUAACCAGAAGGUAAUUUGAUUGAAAUGUGCCAUUGCGGCUGCUUCACCUACAAACAUUUAGAUGUCGGGUAACAGCCGCUCGUCAUGUGGGCAUCAUGUUUUAAAAUGUGUUUUCAAUUGAAGCAUAAACUAUCAAGAACAGUACACUGUUGAUGUUAAAGCACAUGGUGCAAAGUUUAAUGUCAUGACUGGAUUACUCAACAUUCAUCAAGUUAUAGUUAUUCUUUUGUGUGAAUGCAUAAAAACCUUUUAUAUUUUGCAUGAGAAUCUUAACAUCUUAUAAAUGUCCUGUAUUAGUGCAGCAGGUAACUGAAAUAAAUUUUCAAAUGGUGGUACACACACCAAAUUUGCCAAAAAUAAUAAUAAUAAUAAUAAUAAUAAUAAUAAUAAUACUUAGGUGUUACUCUUUGAAAAAGCCAAGAAGCCACUUGAAUUUUCAAGAUAAGGGGGAAUAAAAUAUGAAAAAUGGCCGCCGUUCUGGCAUAUUGAUUGCACAGAAUCCCACCACAUAGACCAAUUUUGAUGAUCUUGGUGCCCAAAUGUAGGUUUUUGACGACAAAGAUGUUAGUCCUGUCUGGGCCCUGAAAGCCAUUAUGCCAGUUCUUAUCCCUGUAUAUCAUGGCAUG